AUGUGGGCACCAUCCCUGAAGGAAGAAGCUACAUUCCCUGAGGCAGAAGGAGCUUCCUUGGAGCAAGGGCAGAGUGCGCAGUCCCAGGAGCGUGCCCAAAUUGCCCUCUCCUGUGUCACAGGCAGUGAAGAGAUGGUGUUGAGCCGUCAUCGUUUCAGAAACGUGGAAAUGGCUGCACCUCCAGUCCAGUGUCCCUUUUCCUUUGAGGAGGUGUCCGUCUAUUUCACUGAAGCAGAAUGGGCCCUGCUGAAUCCGGGACAAAGAGCUCUGUACAGGGAUGUCAUGCUGGAGAACUAUGGGCAUCAAGGAAGUCACACAGGGGAGAAACCUUUUGAAUGCUCAGUGUGCGGAAAGAGAUUCAGUUGGAGUAGCCAGCUGAUACGGCAUCUGAGGACUCACACAGGGGAGAAACCUUUUGAAUGCUCAGAGUGUGGAAAGAGAUUCAGUGAGAGUGGUGCUCUUUAUCGGCAUGAAAGAACCCACACGGGGAAGAAACCAUUUGAAUGCUCAGAGUGUGGAAAGAAAUUCAGUCAGAGUGGCACUCUUCAGCACCAUCUGAGAACCCACUCAGGGGAGAAACCUUUUGAAUGCUUAGAGUGUGGAAAGAGAUUCAGUGAGAGGAGAAUUCUUCAACAGCAUAAAAGAAGCCACACAGGGGAGAAACCUUUUGAAUGCUCAGAGUGUGGAAAGAGAUUCACUUGGAGUGGCCAGCUGAAACGGCAUCUGAGAACCCACACAGGGGAGAAACCUUUUGAAUGUUCAGUUUGUGGAAACAGAUUCAGUGAGAGUAGUGCUCUUCAGCGGCAUGAAAGAACCCACACGAGGAAGAAACCAUUUGAAUGCUCAGAGUGUGGAAAGAGAUUCAGUCGGAGUAGCCAUCUGCAACGGCAUCAAAGAACCCACACAGGGGAGAAACCUUUUGAAUGCUUAGAGUGUGGAAAGAGAUUCAGUCGGAGUAGCCAUCUGCAACGGCAUCAAAGAACCCACACAGGGGAGAAACCUUUUGAAUGCUUAGAGUGUGGAAAGAGAUUCAGUCGGAGUAGCCAUCUGCAACGGCAUCAAAGAACCCACACAGGGGAGAAACCUUUUGAAUGCUUAGAGUGUGGAAAGAGAUUCAGUCGGAGUAGCCAUCUGCAACGGCAUCAAAGAACCCACACAGGGGAGAAACCUUUUGAAUGCUUAGAGUGUGGAAAGAGAUUCAGUCGGAGUAGCCAUCUGCAACGGCAUCAAAGAACCCACACAGGGGAGAAACCUUUUGAAUGCUCAGAGUGUGGAAAGAAAUUCCGUGGGAGUGGCAGUCUUCAAAACCAUCAGAGAAUCCACACUGCAGAGAAACCAUUUGUAUGCUCCGUGUGUGGUAAGAGAUUCAAUUGGAGCAGCACUCUUCAGCGGCACAAAAGAACUCACACAGAGGAGAAACGUUUUGUAUGCUCAGAGUGCGGAAAGAGAUUUGGUGAGAGGAUCCGUCUAGAAUACCACCAAAGAACCCACACAGGGGAGAAACCUUUUGAAUGCUCAGAGUGUGGAAAGAGAUUCAGUUGGAGUAGGAAUCUGCAACAGCAUCAGAGAACACACACAGCACAGAAACCCUUUGUAUGCUCUCUGUGUGGGAAGAGAUUCAGGUUGAGUCACACUCUUCAAAAGCAUCUGAGAACUCACACAGGAGAGAAACCUUUUGAAUGCUCAGAGUGUGGAAAGAGAUUCAGUCAGAGCGGCACUCUUCAGUGGCACAGAAGAACCCACACGGGGGAGAAACCUUUUGAAUGCUUAGAGUGUGGAAAGAGAUUCAGUCAGAGAGGCACUCUUCAGCGGCAUCUAAGAACCCACACAGGGGAGAAGCCUUUUUAA
Gekko japonicus is the source of this 1848-nucleotide messenger RNA. Its product is annotated as oocyte zinc finger protein XlCOF6-like. Gene Ontology annotation, biological process: regulation of transcription by RNA polymerase II. NCBI's taxonomy places the organism in Eukaryota, Metazoa, Chordata, Lepidosauria, Squamata, Gekkonidae. Gene Ontology annotation, molecular function: DNA-binding transcription factor activity, RNA polymerase II-specific; RNA polymerase II cis-regulatory region sequence-specific DNA binding. The annotation marks the transcript as partial. The record is from RefSeq and is a predicted model, not a curated record. The transcript is spliced from 4 exons.